Messenger RNA from Ictalurus punctatus (channel catfish), 2464 nucleotides. Its product is annotated as solute carrier family 23 member 2. NCBI's taxonomy places the organism in Eukaryota, Metazoa, Chordata, Actinopteri, Siluriformes, Ictaluridae. The transcript is spliced from 12 exons. Bases 1 to 1788 code for a protein of 595 amino acids. Gene Ontology annotation, cellular component: membrane. Gene Ontology annotation, molecular function: transmembrane transporter activity. The record is from RefSeq and is a predicted model, not a curated record. Gene Ontology annotation, biological process: transmembrane transport.
AUGGACAAGGGUGCCAACCCAUCACAAAUAUCAUAUGGAAGCCACCUGGCCAGCGAUAUCAUUCCUGCAGAGUCCAGCACUGAUGGUUUGGAGGAACAUCUGAACCAGCGGCCUGGGUGUAACCUCAUCUACUCCAUCAGUGAUCGGCCACCAUGGUACCUCUGCCUUCUACUAGGCUUCCAGCAUUACAUACUGGCUUUUGGUGGGAUCUUGGCCAUCCCUUUAAUCCUUGCAGAGCCGUUAUGCAUUAAGGACAACAAUGCAGCCAAGAGCCAGCUCGUCUCCACCAUCUUCUUUGUGUCAGGAAUUUGCACCAUGCUUCAGACCACUAUUGGGACCAGGUUGCCUAUCUUGCAAGGAGGAACGUUUACUUUUAUCACACCAACGCUGGCUGUCCUGGCACUGCCAAAGUGGAAAUGCCCAAAGGGGAGCUUGACUCCUGACCUCAAUGCCACAGUAGCGUCUGUCUCCAAUAUAGACCCUGAGGAAAUAUGGAAAAUGCGCAUACAAGAGAUCCAGGGAGCGAUCCUGGUGGCGUCGCUGCUUCAAGUCCUGCUCGGACUCUCAGGGCUGGUGGGGUUUGUGCUGAAGUUCGGACCACUGUCUAUCGCACCAACCAUCAAUCUGAUUGGGCUGUCACUCUUCAUCCAAGCUGGGAAGAAAUCAGGAGCACAGUGGGGCAUUUCAGCUCGGACAGUGUUUCUUAUCAUUCUCUUCUCCCAAUAUCUCAGCAAGGUCAAAGUCCCUCUCAUUGCUUACAGGGACAAGAAGUGGAAAGUGUUUCAGUACCCUCUCUUUAGUCUAUUCUCUGCUUUGUUCGGGAUGUCUGGAGCUUGGCUGGUGUGCUUUCUUCUGACAUACUUCAAUGUUCUGCCCACUUCACCGCAUGGGUACGGCUACCAGGCCCGGACAGACAUAAACCUGGACGCGGUUAGCAGUGCUGAGUGGUUCUUCAUGCCUUACCCAGAUGGGUGGCAGUGGGGUCUCCCGAACGUGAGUGUCUCCUCCGUCCUGGGCAUGAUGGCAGGGGUAUUGGCAUCUACCAUGGAGUCCAUCGGGGAUUACUACGCCUGUGCACGGCUCUCUGGUGCCCCGACUCCGCCCGCCCACGCUAUUAACCGUGGUAUUGCAGUUGAGGGACUGGGCUGCAUCCUGGCGGGGCUGUGGGGCAGCGGCAAUGGGACGACAUCAUUCAGCCAGAACAUUGCUGCCUUGGGGAUCACCAGGGUUGGAAGCAGGCUGGUCCUGCAGACGGCCGGCCUCCUCAUGGUCGUCCUGGGAGUAUUUGGGAAGUUCAGUGCCGUUUUCAUCAUCAUCCCGGAGCCCGUGAUCGGAGGCAUGUUCCUGGUUAUGUUCAGGAUGGUUGCUGCUGUGGGAAUAUCAAACCUGCAGUACGUGGACUUAAACUCCUCCAGAAAUCUGCUAAUCUUUGGUGUGUCUGUCUUCACUGGACUUGUGUUGCCAACAUGGUUUCAUUCAAACCCAGACACCAUCAGUUCAGGUAUAACAGAACUGGAUCAGCUCAUUAUGGUGCUUUUCACCACCCCUAUGUUUAUUGGUGGUUUCUUGGGAUUCAUCUUGGAUAACACUAUUCCAGGAACGGAUGAAGAACGAGGAAUAAAGCAUUGGAGGAAAACCAUUGAUGGCAGUACUUCAGAGAUCUUCAGCAAUCAGUCAUGUUACGAUCUGCCUUUCUGCAUGACUUUCCUUCAUAAAUUCAGGUUCCUCCAGAACCUUCCAUUCCUCCCAUCUGUUAAAUCUGUCGACCUUCUUGGAACACACCUGUAAAACUUUCAGCCUUUUUAAAAGGAUGUAGAACUCUUUGUAAUCAUUGCUUACUGGACACAAUGAACAAUUUACUGUGAUUUUUUAUGAUCAUGGGGGCAGAGGUGGUUUGGAGGUGAAGGCUCUGAGUUGAUCAGAAGGUCAAUUGCUAUACGAUACUUUAGACCGUGAUGGAAACACAGACAACAAAGGUCUGGAGGAACCAAAUGGUCCCUUGAAAAAAGUUCCUAGGACUCUAAUUGUUCCAGGUAAUUUUGGUGGAUACAUGGCUAUAGUACUUAUCAAUUUAUAGUUGCACAUUGUGAGGCAAAUUAUUCAUUUUUACUUUGUAAUAAUUUUGCUUCUGUUCAUGUUCAUCUGAGGAUAACGCCUAAGAAGGCCAUGUCAUGUCACUGAGAUCAGUACAGAAUGUUUAUCUGUUUACAGAGACACAAAUAUGUUCUUAUGUUUGUCUGCACAUCUUCCAAGACCCUAAAACAAAGCCUGUUUGAACUGCCUCAAACUGCUUAGUAUCAGUACACAAAAAUGUGUCAUGCUCUGUAUAUAUAGUAGUGGUUCAGCACAAGCGCUUCAGAGCGCUCUCAUUAUUCUAUCCUGCUUUAUUCUAUCCUGUAUUAACCAUCUUUCUGUAAUAAACCUUUUUUUACCUUCAGAGGGUGAGUCUGCGAGUGUUGUCUAA